AUGGCUUCACUCUUGGUCCUAGUUACCGUUAUCUGUCUUACCCUACGGAUAUAUUUUGUAUCUGGUGAUUGUAUUUGGUAUGGAAUUUGUGAUGACCAUGUGGCUGGACACCCAAGAUAUUGUUCCUACAACGGGUCGGCAAGGGCGUUGGGGAAAGAUGCCUUAAAAACACUUUCCACUCUUUGUCCAAAUUAUGCAGUAGGUGAUUCAAAAGUAUGUUGUGAUGAGAAACAGUUGGACUUCUUCUCGAAAUCUGCUUCUCUAGCUGCUAUGUUGUUGAAAAGAUGUCCAGCGUGCUAUGCAAAUUUCCGGUUACUUUUCUGUGCUAUGACAUGCGAUCCAAAUCAAGCGAGGUUUAUCACGCCAACAGUCCAUGGGAAACUAGUUGAAUCUAUCACAUACACCUUAACAGAUCGUGUAGCUGAUACAUUCUUCAACAGUUGCAAGGAUGUAACCUUUGGCAGUAUGCAUGCAUUAAGUCUAAUGUGUGGGACUAGUGAGUGUACUCGUCAAUUGUUACUAGAAAAUCUUGGUAAAUCAACUGGUAGUGGUCGUAGUCCAUUCGAUAUUCGAUUUAAUGUUGUCAAUGCAACAGCCUAUUAUGAUAAUAUCAAUCGUAAUUCAAAUAUUUAUCCAUUCGAUUCACUAUCUUAUCAAUGUAAUCAAUCUGUUCCAAGGCGUGCAAAUGAUCCUGGUGGUCCAGCUUGUUCAUGCGUGGAUUGUUCAAGUUCUUGUUCAUCAGAGCCACCGGAUUUACCUCCACAGCCUAGUAGACCAAUAGAAAUUUUUGGUAUUAACAUUUGGUGGUUUGGAGGUUACAUAAUCUUUUCAGUACUGACAAUUACUUUUGCCACAUAUGAAAUUAUAAAACUUGUUUAUGGUCAUGAGUUUGUAUGGACUAAUGGUAGUUGUUGUACAAUUGGACGUCAUCAACAGCAAAAUCCCCUUCUAGAUAAAGAAAGUAAUGAGGAGAGGAGAGUUUGUAUUUUUGCGCGUAUUUCAGCCUACUUCAAUGGAAUUCUUACUAAGGCGUUUUCGUGCCUAGGACGUGUAAUCGCUCAUCAUCCAGUUAUUACACUACUUAUCUCGUUGGGUGUUAUACUAAUUUUAUCAGUUGAAUUAUGGUCUGGCAAAAAAUCACGUUCUAGGCUGGAGAAAAAUUAUUUUGAUGAACAGUUCGGAGCAUUUUACCGAACUGAGCAAAUUAUUCUACGACCGAAGAAUGAAUCGAAUUUCACUCAUAAGGCACUUGGAGAUGCUUCAGGUGAUGUUUUAUUUGGUCCAGGUUUAGACAAACAGUUUCUUUUAAAAGUACUUGAUUUGCAAAAAACAAUCCAAGCCAUCUCAGUUGAUUAUGAACCGGACCAAAAAUCUAUACAAUUGUCAGAUAUCUGUUUCCAACCUCUGCAACCAGACAAUAAAGGAUGUGCUAUAACAAGUCCAAUGGAAUACUUUCAAAAUAAUAUAACCCUAUUCAACAUGGUUAAUAAAAAUGAUUUUGAGCUGCCGAUUAAUGACUAUCUUGAUCACUUAUUAUAUUGUGCUGAUGCUCCACUGUCUACAAGUGGUUCACCAUUGGAUAGUACUGCUGGUUGUCUUUCAUCCUCUGGAAUGCCGUUACCACCGCAAGUUGUUUUCGGAGGUUUUAAUGCGUCAUUUUUCAAUGGAUCAGCUGCUGUAGUUCUAACAUUUCUUGUAAACAAUCAUCCUGAUCCAAAAUCAGUUCAAGUUCUUAAGGCUAAACUAUGGGAAACAGAAUAUAUCAAGGUUGUGAAUCAGUGGAAGCGUAAUAAUUCAGAAAUCAUCGUUAGCUAUCAAGCUGAGCGUUCAGUUGAAGAUGAAAUUGAACGUCAGUCGAAUUCUGAUAUUAGUACUAUAGCGAUAAGUUAUAUUGUCAUGUUCGUGUAUGUCAGCCUGUUUCUUGGAACAUAUCGGAGUUGGAAAACUAUACUUGUUGAUAUGCGUGUAACACUUGGUUUUGCUGGUGUUCUGAUUGUACUUGCCUCAGUGUUGGCAUCAGUUGGUUUUUGGAGUUAUUUAACUAUUCCAAUCACAUUGAUCAUUGUUGAAGUGAUACCAUUUUUAGUUUUAGCUGUUGGUGUUGAUAAUAUUUUUAUACUUGUACAUGAAUUUGAACAUGGUCAUGAUUUAUCUAUUGAUGAUAUAAACCUAUUGAAAUAUUAUCUUCAUCGAUGCAAUAACAAGGACAGUAUACAGAGACAAAUGAACAAUGACGAAUCAUUAAACAGUUCAAAUGGAUCAAUGCUGCAAAAUGGACAACCACAACAACAACAGCAGCAACACGAAAAUCAGUCGAGUCAGUUAAAUGCAGCUAUUAGAGAAUUAAUUGAAGAUAGAAUAGCUCAAUCUGUUGGAAGUGUUGGACCGUCCAUGCUACUGAGUGGUCUGUCAGAAAGUGUAGCAUUCUUUUGUGGAGCACUGACAACAAUGCCUGCUGUACGUGUAUUUGCAUUAUAUGCUGCUAUGGCUAUUGUAUUCAACUUCCUUCUACAAAUAUUUGCAUUUGUUGCUUUAUUAACACUGGAUGGACGUAGAUAUGCAGCUCGCCGUUUCGAUGUCCUUUUCUGUUUUAAACUUGAUGAAAAUGAUUUGCAUACUGUAAACAAAGUUGAUGAACUUGAUAGUAAUGCUAAUAAUCAAGUCGAUGCUGUUGAUUCAUACAAAAGAAAUCCUUUCUCAAGCAACACUAACAAAAACGAUAGUAAAAAUCUCCCAUUAGACAAUGAUUCACUAUCACUCACUUCUACAGCAAUGGAUGAUGAGGUACAUGAAAUUGAUCUAGCUGAACAACAACCUGCUGGUUCAUCCAGCAAGCAAACAAUCAAAAAUAAAUCAUCAUCACACUCCUGGUUGCAUUAUGCUGUAGCCAACUACCUUUGUCCUGCUAUCCUAUCUGGUUGGGUUCGACCAUUUGUUAUUGUUCUUAGCCUGGCAUGGUUGUGUUUCGCUGCAUCAAUCUUACCUAGUGGAUUGCAUAUUGGCUUAGAUCAAAAGUUGUCUAUGCCAACAGAUUCAUAUAUGUUGGAUUACUUCAAUGCACUGAGCAAUGAUUUACGCGUUGGACCACCAGUUUACUUUGUUGUUACCCAAGGUCAUAACUUCACUACAACUGAUGGGCAAAAUCAAAUCUGUGGUGGGACAGGAUGCUUCAAUACAUCAUUGUUACAGCGCAUCAGUUCUGCAUCGACAUACGCCAAUUCUUCAUGGAUUGCUUCUCCAGCUAGUUCAUGGUUAGAUGAUUAUUUCGAUUGGAUUGAUCCAAAUGGUGCACCAUUAUGUUGUCGAAUUUAUAAAACAAACAAAACGUUUUGUCCACCAAAUAUAACUGAUUCCGAUUGUAUUACAUGCCCAGUGAAUUUAAUCAAUGGACGACCUAGUGAUACCGAUUUCAAGUAUUAUUUACGCGAUUUCUUGUCGGAAAAUCCUGGACCUAAUUGCCCUAAAGGUGGAAAGGCUGCAUAUAAUGUAGGUGUUCAUCUGUCAAACAAAAGCACUGAGGAUAAUGAUAUAAUAGUGGGAGCUAAUUACUUUAUGGCUUAUCAUAGUGUACUCAAACAACCCGAUGAUUAUAUCAGUGCAUUAAAGGCGGCUAGGUAUUAUGCUAAUCAAGUAACUCAGUCAUGGUAUGCAGCAACCGGUCAAGUGGUUGAUAUGUCUGGACCAAUACAAAACAAUACAGUUUUCCCUUACAGUGUAUUCUAUGUUUUCUAUGAACAAUAUUUGACAUUAGCAAAUGAAGCAGCCUUUCAACUUGGCAUUUGUUUACUCGCCAUCUUUGUUGUCACUUUGAUAUUCUUUGGAUUCGAUAUAAUCGCUACACUAAUGGUUAUCUUUGGUGUUGUUUAUAUUGUUAUCAGUGUAUCGGCUGUGAUGGUACUAUGGUCAAUCAGUUUAAAUGCUUUAUCCUUAGUAAAUUUAGUUGUGGCUUUGGGAAUAUCUGUUGAAUUCUGUGCCCAUAUAGUUCGAUCGUUUACACUAAGCGUAUCGCCUACGCGUUUGGAACGCGCUAAAGAAGCUCUCAGUGAAAUGGGUAGUUCUAUUCUUCGUGGUAUUACACUAACUAAACUAGGCGGUAUAGUCGUCUUGGCUGCAUCUAAAUCGCGUCUGUUUCAAAUUUUCUACUUUCGAAUGUAUUUAUGCAUGAUAUUGUUUGGUGCUUUAACUGGGCUAAUUAUUUUACCUGUUUAUCUUAGUUAUUUUGGUCCAAAACGAAAUUUGGCCAUAGCUAAUCGUCAUCAAACGAAUAAUUAUCUUAAAAGAGGAGACUUAAAUGCAUCAAGACAGACUGAUGGAGACAGAUAA
Heterobilharzia americana is the source of this 4323-nucleotide messenger RNA. NCBI's taxonomy places the organism in Eukaryota, Metazoa, Platyhelminthes, Trematoda, Strigeidida, Schistosomatidae. The record is from the annotation of a GenBank genome assembly.